GAGCAGGAUGUAUACUCUGCUGUCUGGCCUCUAUAAGUACACGUUCCAGAGGGAUGAGUACUGCAUCUUGAUCCUUGACUUGGAUAAUGCUGGCAAAACUACCUUCCUUGAGCAAACUAAAACUCGAUUUAACAAGAACUACAAAGGGAUGAGCUUGUCCAAGAUCACAACCACUGUUGGCUUGAACAUUGGUACUAUUGAUGUUGGCAAAACUCGCCUCAUGUUCUGGGAUCUGGGUGGACAGGAGGAGCUCCAGGCUCUCUGGGACAAGUAUUAUGCUGAAUCUCAUGGAGUGAUCUAUGUUAUUGACUCCACUGAUGAGGAGAAGCUCUCAGAGUCUAAAAGUGCUUUUGAGAAGAAGGUUUAG
Dryobates pubescens (Downy woodpecker) is the source of this 367-nucleotide messenger RNA. Its product is annotated as ADP-ribosylation factor-related protein 1-like. NCBI's taxonomy places the organism in Eukaryota, Metazoa, Chordata, Aves, Piciformes, Picidae. The transcript has a single exon. Gene Ontology annotation, molecular function: GTP binding; GTPase activity. Gene Ontology annotation, cellular component: Golgi apparatus. Bases 8 to 367 code for a protein of 119 amino acids. The record is from RefSeq and is a predicted model, not a curated record. Gene Ontology annotation, biological process: protein localization to organelle; Golgi to plasma membrane protein transport; intracellular protein transport.